AUGUCUCUGUCCAUCCCGGAAAAAUGCACUGUCCUUGUGAUAGGGGCUGGGCCAGGGGGCUCCUACACGGCCUCUGUUCUAGCUCGUGAGGGCAUAGAUGUGGUAGUUCUGGAGGCAGACAAGUUCCCCAGGUACCACAUCGGUGAGAGUAUGCUGGCCUCGAUGCGCCAUUUGCUCAAGUUUGUGGAGCUGGACUCCAAGUUUGACGCGUACGGGUUCGUCAAGAAGCCCGGCGCGGCCUUCAAGCUGAACAAGAACAAGCGUGAGGGCUACACCGAUUUCUUGGCUGCUGGCGGCCCCAACAACUAUGCUUGGAACGUGGUGCGGUCCGAGGCCGACGACCUCAUGUUCCGCCACGCCGGCGAGAUGGGAGCCAAGAUCUUUGACGGUGUCUCGGUCAAGUCGAUCGAGUUUGAGGAUGCCACUCAGGUACCAGAUGACCAGCCAAACCUCAUGCCCGGUCGCCCGGUCGCUGCCACCUACCAGGUCAAGGAGACCAAGGAAAGUGGCCGGAUUGCCUUUGACUAUGUGGUCGAUGCCAGCGGCCGUAUCGGAAUCCUUAGUACUAAGUACAUGAAGAAUCGCCGAUAUAACCAGGGCCUCAAGAACGUUGCCAACUGGGGCUACUGGGAGGGGUGUAACAAGUAUGCUCCAGGCACGACGAGGGAGAACUCGCCAUUCUUCGAGGCCCUGCAAGAUGAAAGCGGUUGGGCCUGGUUCAUUCCCCUGCACAACGGCACUGUCUCUGUCGGUGUCGUAAUGAACCAGAAACUGGCAACGAUCAAGAAGCGGGAGAAGGCCCUGGAUUCCUCCGAGUUCUACCAUGAGUCACUCAAGCUGGCACCCAACUUGCUUGCUCUCAUAGGCGAGGGCCGCUUCGUCAGCAGCAUCAAGAGCGCUUCCGACUAUUCGUACAGCGCCUCGUCGUACGCAUUCCCUCAUGCCCGCAUUGUCGGUGACGCCGGUUGCUUCAUCGACCCCUACUUCUCCUCGGGCGUCCACCUCGCGCUGACGGGCGGCCUCUCGGCGGCCACCACCAUCUGCGCUUCCAUCCGCGGCCACUGCAGCGAGUCCGAUGCCGCCGAAUGGCACAGUAAGAAGGUCUCGGACGCCUACACCCGUUUCCUUCUUGUUGUCCUGAGCGCCUACAAGCAGAUCCGCCACCAAGAAGAACCUGUGCUGAGCGACUUUGACGAGGACAACUUUGACCGCGCCUUUGCCUUCUUCAGGCCCAUCAUCCAGGGCACAGCUGACGCCCACAACAACAAGCUCUCCCAAGAGGAGCUCAACAAGACGCUGGAGUUCUGCGCGUACGCCUUCGAGCCCAUCUCGUCGGAUGCAGAUCGCGAAAAGGCCAUGAAGGAGGCAGCCGAAAACGGCACGGGCUACAACCCGGAUCUUUCACCCGAGCAGGAGCGCGCUGUCAAGCACAUCCGCGCUCGCAAGAUGAUGCGCACUGAGGACACCAUCAACAUGAACAGCUUUGGUACCGACGCCAUUGCUGGAUAUGUGCCGAUUGUGGUCAGGGGUGCUUUGGGUUUGAAGAAGCAGGCCGUAAACGGUACUAACGUUGUUACCGAUAACUUCGAUGAUUCCGCCUACUUUUCUCUCCACUAG
Messenger RNA from Canariomyces notabilis, 1617 nucleotides. Its product is annotated as FAD/NAD(P)-binding domain-containing protein. Gene Ontology annotation, molecular function: FAD binding. The record is from RefSeq and is a predicted model, not a curated record. NCBI's taxonomy places the organism in Eukaryota, Fungi, Ascomycota, Sordariomycetes, Sordariales, Chaetomiaceae. Bases 1 to 1617 code for a protein of 538 amino acids. The transcript has 7 exons.